AAAGAAGCUGCGUUUUUUAAUUUUGUUUCCUUUGUUGCUGAGUUUUUUUCCUCUCUCAUCUGCGCUGCGCACCCAUUCUGCUGCUUGCUCGAAGAGCUUCCGAGUGCAAGUUUAUCGAUGGAUGCAUCUCGGAUCGAUAUAUUUGAGAUUUAUAGAAGAUUCUCCGAUAUAAAAUCAGGACAUGGAUUUGUUGUUGGAGAUGAAGGGUACAGGCAGGACAGUGACAUUCAGAAAGCUAAGCUUUCAAGGGAGGCAUUGACACAGCUCUCCAAGUUGGUUGAGUCCAGAGUUAGUACAGGGGCAACAAUUUUUGAUGAACUUUCAAUCCUCAUGUCACGGUUGGAGUUGGUGGCAGACUUUUCAGAAUUCACUCGGUUCUAUGAUUUUGUUUUCUUCAUGUGUCGCGAGAAUGGUCAAAAGAAUAUUUCUGUAAGCAGGGCAGUAACUGCUUGGAAAUUAGUUCUUGCUGGGCGCUUUCCACUGAUUCAUCAAUGGUGUGACUUUGUUAAGAAAAAUCAACGGUACAACAUCUCCGAGGAUACUUGGCAGCAGGUUCUAGCUUUUAGCUGGUGUACACGCGAUAAUCUGGACGGGUAUGAUCCUGAAGGUGCUUGGCCUGUUUUAAUAGAUGAUUUUGUUGAGCAUAUGUACAGUAUAUUACCCUGCAGUAUAUCAGGAUCAUGCUAUGAUAAUUCCAGCUUUCGUUGUAACUGUGGUGAUCCAGAAUCCAAGCCAUGUGUUUUCAAGGACACACUUCCUGAACUAAGAAGUAUUUCCAGCCUGAAGCGGAAAUUACCUGAGGACACAGGGAAAAGUAAUAUGGAGUAUUCAAAUAUGUCUGAGGACUUGGUUUCUUCAAACUGUAAAAGAAGUAGAGCUCAUGAUACAGUGGAUUGGGAGGACAAUCGGCCAGGGAAUACAACAGAGGACUGUAUGGAAACGAGUAGACAAAACAGUCCCUUGUGCUCAUCUAAGUCCCCGUGUGCUGUUGAAGGUUGUCUCUUCUUUUAGAUGAAGCACCAUUAUAAAGGUAUAUAAAUUUAUCUUUUGCUAAUUGCUAUCUGUUGUUUGCACGGGAUAGAAAUAUUUAACUUAAGGUUGUUCCUGUAGUUGUGUGGCUUAGUAAGUUGUGCUGGCGAGUGUUAAUUGAUGAUCCAUUGCCUUUGGUAAAAUCAAUAAAAUGUCUUGUGUUUUAUUUCUCUAUAUUGUUUCAUGUAUUGAAUAUUGAUGAUAAAUAUAAAUCAGUAAACUGAUUAUGAUGAUUUUGAUUUUA
Messenger RNA from Arachis ipaensis, 1273 nucleotides. RefSeq names its product defective in cullin neddylation protein (DUF298) (gene AAR3). Gene Ontology annotation, cellular component: ubiquitin ligase complex. Lineage: Eukaryota; Viridiplantae; Streptophyta; Magnoliopsida; Fabales; Fabaceae. Gene Ontology annotation, molecular function: cullin family protein binding; ubiquitin conjugating enzyme binding; ubiquitin-like protein binding. The record is from RefSeq and is a predicted model, not a curated record. Gene Ontology annotation, biological process: protein neddylation.